AUGUCCUUGAGUAAACAACAAUCAUCAUCUUCGUCAGGCGAUGAUCCAGGUCGUGGCCUUCGAGAAAUCCUCAAGAGCGAGGCUCAAACAUUUUGCUUCGAGUGCGGACCGGUGCCGUUUCUAGGUACAAAUGCUGAUUGCUUUAACUGUUGCAAAACCAAAUACGGGAGUCCUCCAGUCGUUAGUGGCGUUGUUGAGGGAAGUGAGAAACACUGUCAUUGCUAUUGUUGCUUCUUUUGCUUCCCAAUAAAACAUCAAGGCCAAAACUUAUCAUUGCUUGCCCCUAUUUCCCAUACACUCAAUCUUCUUGUCGCUAAAAAGUAUCUAUAA
This is a messenger RNA of Brassica oleracea var. oleracea, 330 nucleotides long. RefSeq lists its product as uncharacterized. The transcript is spliced from 4 exons. The record is from RefSeq and is a predicted model, not a curated record. NCBI's taxonomy places the organism in Eukaryota, Viridiplantae, Streptophyta, Magnoliopsida, Brassicales, Brassicaceae. Bases 1 to 330 code for a protein of 109 amino acids.